This is a messenger RNA of Clunio marinus, 1976 nucleotides long. The record is from the annotation of a GenBank genome assembly. NCBI's taxonomy places the organism in Eukaryota, Metazoa, Arthropoda, Insecta, Diptera, Chironomidae.
UUUUGUUAUAAAUUCUGAUAAGUAGAAAAACAUCAGUGGCGGCGUGAAAAAAUGCACUUGUACUUUUGUUCUUUUAAUUUUAUUCAUUUAAUAAAUUGUAUAAUCACUAAAAUGAUAUGAUACUAAAAUUUACUUUAAUUUAUUGACAUUUCUUGAAGUAACUUCACAAUAAUAUUUAAACCCCGGAAGAAUGAGCAGACAUAAGCAAUAAAGUGUUGACGAUUAAAUUUAUAAUAGCGAUAUGACUGCUGAGAAACCAGAUAAAGAAUAUCUUAACCAACUCAAAAAUAAAACUUCUUGACAUUCUAUCAAAUGUUACAUAGCUGAUAAGAUUGUUUGGUUUGCUGAUAUAAAUAUUUUCAUAAUUCUCAACUCUUUAAUUGUUCAUCGAGUAUCAAUGUAAUGGUGAAUAGCAAAAUUGUUGAAUUGCGUUCAGUAUUGAAGAAAGUUUACAAACAGCAACAUGUUUGAGCGGAGUACAAGAAAACAGUAUGAAGCAACAUUAGCAGUGAAUAUUUUAUCAUUAUGUAUUGGAGCGUCAAUCUCUUGGACAUCACCAUACCUGAGCACUUUACAAAGCAAGAAUUCUCCUUUUGGUUCCCCAGUAACUUCUACAGAAGCAUCAUGGAUUGGAGGUCUUCUUGCAAUUGGUGCUUUGAUUGGUUCGUUCUUCUUUGGCUGGCUUUCAGAGAAACUUGGAAGAUUUUGGUCAUUGAUGUCAGUAGCUUUUCCACAAACUCUGUGGUGGCUGUCAGUAAUUUUUAGUCCAACAAUAAACUUUUUAUUUCUUGGACGAUUUCUUGCUGGUUUUUCAUCAGGCGGUUGCUUUGUACUUGUGCCUCUGUAUGUUUCAGAAAUCUCACAAGAUCAUGUUAGAGGAUCAUUAGGAUCGUUCUUCUUGCUUUCAACGAAUUUUGGCAUGCUAAUUAUUUAUCUAUGUGGACUUGUUUUUGACUACUACACGACACCAAAAGUCAUGCUUGGCAUGAUAUUUGCCUUUGUGAUACUUUUUUCAUUUUUUAAUGAAACGCCAAUUUAUUUGUUACGAAAAGGGAAAACCGAAGCAGCCGUGAAAUUUUUGAAUACAUUACGAGGAAUAAAUAAUCUUGAGACAAUCUCAGAUGAAGUGAAUAUUGAACUUGAAAAGAUGAUAAGCAAAGUACACAACGACGUGAUAAGCAGAAGCGAUUCAAUCAUGAACGAGUUUCGUUCUUCUCCAGCUGCAGGAAAAGGAAUUUUAAUCGGAGCUAUUUUAAUGACGGUCAAUCAAUUAAGUGGACUUUUUGCAUUUCUCAAUUACACCGCAGAUAUCUUCAUUGAAGCUGGUUCAUCAUUUACCCCAAACAUAAGUGCAGUAAUUGUUGGAAUGCUACUUAUGUUGGGAUCUUUAGUGUCACUUAAAUUAGUACACAACUAUUCAAGGAAAUCUCUUUACGUUGUCACCACAAUUGGAUAUGUUUUUGGAUUAUUGUUAAUGGGAAUUUACAGCUACUACAAGAUUAAUCAAGACGUGUCUGAUCUCAAAUUUAUUCCAGUAGCAAGUUUAUCGUUGAUUAUUUUCACAGCAUCUGUUGGACGUCUUCCGCUUUCAUACAUAAUGAUGGCUGAAAUUAUUCCACAAAAUGUUCGAAGUUUUGGCAUUUCAAUCUGCACAACAAUCAAUUGGAUUUGGGCAUUUAUUCUUUUAAGAUUCUUCUCGACAGCGGUAAACAUUUUAAGUUUUCAUAAUUGUAUGUUUAUUUGUGCCAGUUUUGCAAUAUUCGGAGUGUUUUUUGUCAUCGUUUAUGUUCCUGAAAGCAAAGACAAAAGUUAUCAGGAGAUCGAAGAUUCAUUAAAUGGGAGAAUAAAAUUAAGCGAGAAGCACGGUGAGGAUGUUAAAAUUGAAGAAGAGAUUGCUCGCCUGUGAUGACUACUAAAUUAAAUUAAUUUAUUUAUGUGAAUAUUCAAUAAAACAAUUUAUUUAAACCACAUUGAGA